Messenger RNA from Topomyia yanbarensis, 2219 nucleotides. RefSeq names its product heat shock 70 kDa protein cognate 2 (gene Hsc70-2). Gene Ontology annotation, biological process: cellular response to unfolded protein; protein refolding. The coding region runs from base 174 to 2075 and encodes 633 amino acids. The transcript is spliced from 4 exons. Lineage: Eukaryota; Metazoa; Arthropoda; Insecta; Diptera; Culicidae. The record is from RefSeq and is a predicted model, not a curated record. Gene Ontology annotation, cellular component: cytoplasm. Gene Ontology annotation, molecular function: ATP hydrolysis activity; heat shock protein binding; ATP-dependent protein folding chaperone.
AAAAUCUUUAAAAACGGCACGAUCGCGACGCCGUCGUCGCACUCAGUUUCUCACUGUUGCAUCGUGAAGAUCACCAUCGUCGUCGUCGUCGUUGUCAUUGGAUUGUUCGAGUCUCACCACCCCCAUCAUCUUCCACCGGACAACUUCCUUCCAGGCUGCAGAGUGGUGUUAAAAUGGGCAAAACACCCGCUAUUGGAAUCGAUCUUGGAACGACCUACAGCUGUGUCGGAGUCUGGCAGCAUGGUAAGGUGGAAAUUAUUGCCAACGAUCAGGGCAAUCGGACCACUCCUUCGUACGUCGCCUUCAACGACACCGAGCGGCUGAUCGGCGAUGCCGCCAAGAAUCAGGUGGCAAUGAAUCCGAAAAACACGGUGUUUGAUGCCAAACGGCUGAUCGGUCGUCGCUACGAUGAUUCGAAAAUCCAGGAUGACAUGAAGCACUGGCCAUUUACGGUGGUCAAUGACUGCGGCAAGCCGAAGAUCCAGGUCGAAUUCAAGGGCGAAACGAAACGGUUCGCCCCGGAGGAGGUUAGUUCGAUGGUUCUGACCAAGAUGCGUGAGGUUGCCGAAGUCUAUCUGGGUGGAAAGGUGACCGAUGCGGUUAUUACCGUUCCAGCCUACUUCAACGACUCGCAACGGCAGGCUACCAAGGAUGCCGGAGCGAUCGCCGGUUUGAAUGUGAUGAGAAUAAUCAACGAACCGACGGCUGCUGCUUUGGCAUACGGGUUGGAUAAGAAUUUGAAGGGCGAAAAGAACGUACUGAUCUUCGAUCUCGGAGGUGGAACCUUCGACGUAUCGAUUCUUACUAUAGACGAAGGAUCACUGUUCGAGGUGAAAUCAACCGCUGGCGAUACUCACCUAGGUGGGGAGGACUUUGACAACCGUCUGGUCAACCACUUUGCGGAGGAGUUCAAGCGUAAGCACAAGAAGGAUAUGAGUGGAAAUAUUCGUGCCCUGCGCAGACUUCGUACCGCCUGCGAACGUGCAAAGCGAACUUUGUCGUCCAGCACUGAGGCUUCGUUGGAGAUUGAUGCCCUACAUGAGGGUAUCGACUACUAUUCGAAGAUCACGCGAGCUCGCUUCGAAGAACUGUGCAUGGAUUUGUUCCGCUCGACUCUUGCUCCGGUUGAGCGGGCUCUUGGAGAUGCAAAGCUCGAUAAAGCAUCCAUCCAUGAUGUUGUUCUGGUUGGCGGUUCUAUUCGAAUCCCAAAAAUUCAAAAGAUGCUGCAGGACUUCUUCUGUGGUAAAGCAUUGAACUUAUCGAUCAAUCCGGACGAGGCGGUCGCCUACGGAGCAGCGGUACAAGCAGCAAUUCUCAGCGGUGACGGAAGCUCCCAGAUUCAGGACGUUCUGCUUGUCGAUGUAACUCCGCUUUCGCUUGGUAUCGAAACAGCCGGCGGAGUUAUGACCAAGAUUAUCGAACGUAACUCUAGGAUCCCGUGUAAGCAGCAGCAGACUUUUACGACCUACAGCGAUAAUCAGAACGCGGUUUCGAUCCAGGUGUUUGAAGGAGAGCGCGCUAUGACGAAGGAUAAUAAUCUGUUAGGAACGUUUAAUCUGACCGGAAUUCCACCGGCCCCACGAGGUGUCCCGAAGAUCGAGGUGACUUUCGAUCUGAACGCCGAUGGAAUUUUGAACGUUUCGGCAAAGGAUAACAGUACCGGAAAAUCGGAAAAGAUCACUAUCAAAAAUGAUAAGGGACGCCUAUCGAAGGCGGAUAUCGAUCGGAUGCUUUCCGAGGCGGAGAAGUAUCACGAGGAAGAUGAGCGUCAGAAGGAGAAGGUUACCGCACGGAACCAGCUCGAGGGGUACAUUUUUAACUGUAAGCAGGCAGUGGAAGAUGCACCGGCCGGGAAGCUUACGGACGCCGACAAGCAGACCGUUAAGGACAAGUGUAGCACGGAAAUGGCCUGGCUGGAUGCGAACACACUGGCCGAGAAGGACGAAUUUGAGCAUCAUCUGAAGGAAUGCCAGCGGGUUUGUGGCCCAAUCAUGGCCAAGAUGCAUCAGGCCGGGGGUAGCGGAGAAGGAGGCACUACCGGGGGCAAAGGACCGACCGUAGAGGAGGUGGACUAAAGAGCACAUAAUCCGACAUAACCUAAAUAUUUUUUAAAAUUAUAUGUGACAUAGCUACUAACAAAUUUGUUGCCGCUUUUGGUUCGAACUUGCUUUUUAUUUAUGCAUUUAUAAUGGGAUAUUAUUGCGGAAUAAACGGGCUGA